UUCUCUUCCUUCCCACUCUGCGGAGCAAAAGUAAGCAGUAAAUAAGGCUCGGUUAAGCUCCAUCUCCUAUCUCGCUUUCUCUCUCUCUCUCUCUGAUCUCAGGGGAAGGAAGCAGAGGAUUUUGUCUCUGUCUGCAGCUCUCUGCUCUGCAAAAGAUCGAACCUUUGAUUCCAGUUGUUGGGGGAGAGACCUCAAAGGGGUCCCAUUUGUGGCCAUCAUCGUACUCUGUCUGUCUCUCCCAGAGGAAAAUGGGGUCUUGUCACUGUGAAGAGAUCUGAAGAAGAAGAAGAAGAAGAAGAAGAAAUGCAGCAGAAGAAGAACAAGAAAAGUAUCAGCUGCUGAUGAGAUUGAUUCCACGCCCCUCCACCACUGAUAAAUAACAAUAAAUUUUCAUUUUUUAAGAAAAAAAUCAAUUUUUUUUUCUCUUUUGAGUUCUGUCGGGUUAGUUGGGUGGUGAAUUGUUUGGAGCUUUGAUUCUCUCUCUCCCAUGGACAUCUGACUGAAUGCUUGCAAGAGGGGAAGAAGAAGAAAGAGAAAGGGCCAGAAGAUGAAGGACAAGGCACAAUGGAGGAUUAGUGUGGCUGUGGGUAUCUUUUUCUGUUUCCUUUCCUUCUUCCUCGCGCCGUUGGAAGCCCGGCAGCUUCUGCAGCAACAACAGGGCAGCAACGGGUACGAUGAUGUCCUUGCCCUGCUGGCCUUCAAGAAUUCCUCGGUCAUCUCCGAUCCGAGCGGACUCCUCUCCGACUGGAAGCCCGGUUCCUCGACCCCGUGUUCGUGGCGAGGCGUCUUGUGCGGGACCGACAACCGCGUGCUGGCCCUCAACCUCUCCAACUUUGGCCUAGUUGGGCAGCUCUACCUCCCCGGCCUUGCCGGCCUCGCUGGCCUCCGGACUCUGAGCUUACGAGGCAACCGGUUCUCCUCUGGCGACCUCUCUAGCCCUUCCCCCUGCCUCCUGGAGACAGUGGACCUCUCCUCGAACAACCUCUCGGACCCUUUACCGGCAAAGUCGUUCCUGACUUCCUGCAGCCAGUUAGCUUCCGUCAACCUCUCCGGCAAUUUGAUCCCCAGCGGGAGCCUCCAAUUUGGUUCUUCUCUGCUCCAACUCGACCUCUCCAGGAAUCAGAUUUCCGAUCCGGACCUCGUAGCUGGCUCCCUCUCGGCAUGCCAAAACCUGAACUUCCUCAACUUUUCGGGUAACAAGUUCAGCGGGAAACUACACCUGGCUUCUUCCUUGUCUUGCAAGAACCUCGAGGUCCUCGACCUCUCGCACAACAACUUCUCCGGGAGCUUCCCGGGGCUCGAUUUCACGGGUUUCAGAAACCUCACCACGCUCGACCUCUCACACAACCUCCUGUCAGGUACUGGUUUUCCGGAAAGCUUAAGCAACUGCCGGCUUCUAGGGGCCCUAGACCUGUCUCACAAUGAGCUCCAGGGCACGAUUCCUGGUGUGCUCCUAGGAAGUUUCAGGAGUCUGAGGAAGCUGUCUCUGGGGCACAACCAUUUUAGCGGUCAGAUCCCGGAGGAGCUGGGGCAAGCUUGCGGGACCUUGCGGGAGCUGGAUCUCUCAUCAAACAAUCUCAAGGGGGUGCUGCCCUCCACAUUCUCUUCGUGUUCGAGCUUACAGAGCCUUGAUCUUGGUAACAAUUUCCUCUCCGGAGAUUUUAUCACCAUGGUUAUCAGCGGACUUUCCAGUCUCCAGUACCUACGAGUUGCAUUCAACAACAUAACCGGACCUGUUCCCAUAGCCCUGACAAACUUAACUCAGCUCCGUGUGCUCGAUCUUAGUUCUAAUGGCUUCGUUGGGAAAAUCCCUUCAGGUUCAUGUUCAUCAGGCUCGUGGUCCUCCCUAGAGAAACUGCUCUUAGCCAAUAACUAUCUAUCCAGUGCCGUGCCUUCAGAGCUUGGGAAGUGCAGGAGCCUGAGAGCGAUUGACUUCAGUUUCAACAACCUAACUGGAGAAAUCCCGAGAGAAAUUUGGGACCUACCGAAGCUAACCGACUUAGUGAUGUGGGCAAAUAAUCUCAGAGGAGAAAUCCCUGAAGGGAUUUGUGUCACGGGAGGGAACCUCGAGAUGUUGAUUCUCAAUAACAACUUCAUAUCCGGAUCCAUUCCCAAGUCCAUUGCCAAGUGCACAAAUAUGAUCUGGGUCUCCCUCUCGAGCAACCGGCUCACUGGAGAAAUCCCUCCCGGAAUCGGGAACCUCCCCAAUAUUGCGAUCCUCCAACUGGGCAACAACUCUUUGAGUGGGCAGAUUCCAGCAGAGCUAGGGAAAUGCCGGGGCUUGAUUUGGCUCGAUUUGAACAGCAACAAUCUCACAGGCCCCCUCCCUCCUGAGCUUGCCGACCAAGCGGGCCUGGUCACUCCAGGCAGUGUCUCAGGCAAGGAGUUUGCAUUCGUGAGGAAUGAGGGUGGGACAGCUUGCAGAGGAGCGGGUGGGCUGGUUGAGUUCGAAGGUAUUCGCCCCUCCAGGCUCGAGAGCUAUCCCAUGGUGCACUCCUGCCCUUCCACGAGAAUCUACACGGGCCUAACAGUCUAUACCUUUGCGAGUAAUGGCAGCACGAUCUACCUCGACUUGUCAUACAACUCCUUGUCGGGAAACAUUCCUGAGAGCUAUGGGUCGAUGAGCUUCCUGCAGGUGCUGAAUUUGGGCCACAACGGGCUGACUGGAAGCAUCCCCAACAGUUUCGGGGGGCUUAAAGCGAUCGGAGUUCUUGACCUCUCGCACAACCACCUCCAAGGAUACAUCCCCGGAUCAUUGGGGUCCCUCUCCUUCCUAAGCGACCUUGAUGUCUCGAAUAACAACCUAAGCGGCGUGAUCCCUUCGGGAGGUCAAUUAACAACCUUUCCAUCAUCAAGGUAUGAGAACAACACGGGCCUUUGUGGGCUGCCUCUUCCACCUUGCGGGUCCAGUGAUGGGUCACGCCGGCCAAUGAGCUCAAAUAUCCGGAAAAGAAAGCAAUCUUUCGAAGCAGGGAUGGUGAUUGGGAUUUCAUUUUUCCUCGUAUGCAUUCUCGGGCUAAUGGUCGCUCUUUAUCGGAUUAAACAGAACCAAAAGAUGGAUGAAAAGAGGGAGAAGUACAUCGAGAGCCUCCCGACUUCGGGGACUAGCAGUUGGAAGUUCUCUGGUGUCCAUGAGCCAUUGAGUAUAAAUGUUGCAACGUUCGAGAAGCCUCUUCGGAGGCUAACCUUCGCCCACUUGCUCGAGGCCACAAACGGAUUCAGCGCCGAGAGCCUUAUUGGGUCAGGCGGGUUUGGGGAGGUCUACAAGGCCCAAUUAAGAGACGGGCAUGUUGUUGCUAUUAAGAAGCUCAUUCACGUCACAGGCCAGGGGGACCGGGAGUUCAUGGCCGAGAUGGAAACGAUCGGGAAGAUAAAGCAUCGUAAUCUCGUCCCGCUAAUGGGCUACUGCAAGAUUGGCGAGGAGAGGCUCUUGGUCUACGAGUAUAUGAAAUGGGGGAGCCUGGAGUCGGUCCUCCACGACCAGGACAAGGGAGGACUGUGCCUGGGCUCGAAGCUCCUCGACUGGCCUGUGAGGAAGAAGAUUGCCAUCGGGGCAGCGAGGGGUCUAGCCUUUUUACACCACAGCUGCAUUCCACACAUAAUCCACCGGGACAUGAAGUCGAGCAAUGUCCUCCUCGACGAGAACUUCGAGGCCCGAGUUUCCGACUUUGGGAUGGCAAGGCUUGUAAAUGCCCUGGACACCCACCUCAGCGUGAGCACCCUCGCGGGAACUCCAGGCUAUGUCCCGCCCGAAUAUUACCAGAGCUUCAGGUGCACUUCGAAAGGAGACGUCUAUAGUUACGGAGUUGUCCUACUCGAGCUCCUGUCAGGGAAGAGACCAAUCGACUCCUCACAGUUCGGGGAAGACAACAACCUUGUGAGCUGGGCGAAGCAGCUUCAUAGGGAGAGGAGAGUUAACGAGAUUCUCGACCCUGAGCUCCUGACAGAUAGUAAGUCCUGCGAUGCGGAGCUUUACCACUACCUGAGGAUAGCCUUCGAGUGCCUCGAAGAUAGGCCUUACAGGAGACCGACUAUGAUUCAAGUCAUGACCAUGUUUAAGGAACUCCAGGUGGAUUCUUCGGAGAGUGAUAUACUCGAUGGUUUAUCAGUGAAAGAUUCAGUGAUCGAUGAAUCGAGGGAGAACGAAGUUUGAUACAUUACAAAAGUUCCACUGCGGACUUUACUUCCUCUGCAAUUUUUGCUUGCUGUAAAUAACAGGGCUCCUGCCAAGACAGAAAAACGGCCGAAGGAAAUCAAACACGGAAAUCAGCUCCCUCUCCUGAAGAUCAUAAUCAUGCUCUUAUGUUAGAGAUCUCGGAUCCCUUGUUGUGUAACAGUUUUGUUUUCGGAUGUUCGUGUUCCGCUGGGUCUUACACUGCCCACAUUGUUCUUGUCCAUAGGAUAUAUUAGCAGGGGACAUUAGCACAUGUUCCUGGAUUUUGUAAAGUUGUAGCAUUAGUAUUAAUUAUUGUUCUAAAGUGAAUCCACAGUUCUUGCUCUUAA
This is a messenger RNA of Punica granatum (pomegranate), 4503 nucleotides long. The record is from RefSeq and is a predicted model, not a curated record. NCBI's taxonomy places the organism in Eukaryota, Viridiplantae, Streptophyta, Magnoliopsida, Myrtales, Lythraceae.